Molecule: messenger RNA, 979 nt
Organism: Trifolium pratense (red clover)
Lineage: Eukaryota; Viridiplantae; Streptophyta; Magnoliopsida; Fabales; Fabaceae
Exons: 1
Coding region: 71-781 (236 amino acids)
Source: RefSeq, a predicted model, not a curated record
CUUAUCUCAUAAUCUCUUUAUCUCAUCUCAUUCACCACUCUCUCUCUCUCUCUCUCUCUCACAAAUCACAAUGGUUUUUCCUCUCAAACUCACCAAAUUCUACGGCUCAAGCCUUCCCCGUCCACGAAUCUACGUCAACCCUAACGGUAACGAACGUAUAGAUCCCCCUAUCUCCGUUACCGACCCACUCAUGUCAUGGGCUCAAGAAGCCCAUUGGUCCAUGGGUGGUGUCAGCUUCAAACGUCUCCGUCUCAUGGGUAAAAUCGAAGGCAACAUUGGAAGACUCCGUAAUCAACGUGAAAAAGAAGACAAAGAAUUCAAAGCCCAAGCCCAUAACAAAAGCCCGAUCUCUAACUCUGAUCUUCCCAGAUCUAAGAUUUCUGAUUCACCUUUACCUUCUAAAUCUCCUUCACCACCGCCUGCUCCUAUUGCUUCCAAGCGUCGUAGACUUGUUACUCUUCUUGAGGAAGAAGAAAAAGGUGAAGAAAUUAGGGUUUCAGCUCCGGUUACUCGUAGGAGAAGAUUGGUGAAGAAGCUUGGUGAUGAUUUUGAUAGAGUUGCUUCUCCUGAGAAUAAGAAAUCUGAUGAGGUUGUGGUUUCUGAUUCGACGGUGGUGACGCCGAAGAGAAGUAGGAGAUUGGUUAAAAUUGGUGAUGCUGGGAAGAAGAUUGUUGAAGAGAAAGAGAAUAAGAAGGUUGUUGUUGUUGUUGAAGAGGGAGAGAAAAGCCCUAAUUCUGGGAUUAGGGUUAGAACUUCUCCAAGAUUGGCUAAGAUUAAGUGAUUUGAGUUUAAUUAGGGUUUUGUAAUAUAAAUUGUGUCAAGUCUUUUAUUAUCUUAGUUAAUCUUCUUUUUUCUUUUCUUUGUUGUUAGUUUAUGUAGAAGCUGGGUUCAUUUGUGAACAAGAAAAUGAAAAUAGAUUAUCUUUGAGAUUAAUUAUGAUUACUCCUUUGAGAUUUUAUAAUAUGAUAUUUUUGUUUCA